AUGACCGGGAACAUUUUGUCAGCCAGAGCUGUUUUUGUUACCAUGACGUUAUUUAACACUUUACGCACCUGUAUCACUUAUAAUGUGCCUAAGGACAUCCCAUACCAUACUCUCGAUAAUAUCUCUGCCCACUUAAAGCCUGGCGAUCUACUGGCAAUAAUAGGAACGGUAGGUUCCGGAAAGAGUUCAUUUCUAAUGACUUUACUUCGAGAGCUACCGGUGCUAAAAGGGGGCAUACAUGUCACGGGCACCGUUGGCUAUGCCUCUCAAGAGGCCUGGAUAUUCAAUAAUAACGUCAGAAAUAAUAUACUAUUUGGCAUGAAUUACGACGAGAAAAGAUAUUCAAGAAUAAUAGAGGUGUGCGCAUUGGAAACCCUAGAUGUUCAUGAUGAUAUCAUACUAAUGGACGACCCGUUAAGCGCUGUUGACAGCGUUGUAGCCGAGCAUAUAUUUGAUAAAUGCAUAUGCGAGUACCUAGCUGACAAAAUUCGAAUAUUAGUCACCCAUCAAAUUCAAUUUGUGCGUAAAGCCACGCAAAUACUGGUGCUCAACGAGGGUCGAUGUAUAGGUAUGGGGACGUACAACCAACUCCAGAACCAGGGUCUUGAUAUUAUGCAAAUUGAAUCGGUUACCCUUACCAAGCUACUCAUCAAUAAUAAUCAUAAGCGUAAUUAUUCUGGCAAUCCUAAAUUAAUGGCCGAACACCGAGAUGUUGGUUCGAUUAAGAGUCAUGUGUAUUGGGAGUAUAUUAAAUCAGGUGCCGGUCCAAUAUUAUUUACCUUGGCAACUUUGUCCACAAUGCUAUCUCAGGCUAUAUACCACGGUUCAGAUAUAUGGCUGGCCAACUGGUACGCGACGGACCGGAACCAAAGGGAUGACCAGGAUACAAACGACCAGAAUCGGGGUAUCAUUAUAUACGCGACAUUUAUUGGUGCGUUAUUUGUGACGGCACUCAUGCGGUCGACCACGUUCUUUGCGAUGUGUAUGCGGGCGUCCAUUAACCUACACAACAAUAUAUUUAAUUGGCUAUUAAGGGCACCUAUGACCGUGUUUGAUAAUUAUCCAAUUGCCCGGAGCCCUAUAUACUCGCACGUGAGCACCACCCUACAUGGUUUAUCGAGUAUACGUGCGUACGGUGCUCAACAAACGUUUGAAAACCAAUUGUACGUGUACCUUGAUGACCACAGUGCCACCUGGUUCCUAUUUAUAUGCGCAUCGCGAUCACUGGGAAUGGUAGUGGACUGGCUGUGUGUCCUAUAUUUGGUGACCAUUUCGGUGGUGUUAAUGUCAUUCCCUGAUAGUGUAUCGGCUGGUAGUGCUGGACUUGCAUUCUCAUCCGUACUGGCGCUCGUACAUAUGACACAAUGGAGUGUCCGACAGACUACGGAACUGGAGUCCCAAAUGACUUCUGUCGAGCGUAUCGUUGAGUACUCGAAACUACCACAGGAGGCGCCACUAGUCUCACCACCAAAUGACCCCUACCUUAAAUCACCCCCACCUGAUUGGCCACCUAAUGGGCAAAUAAUGUUUAAAAAUGUCAACCUAAUCUACCAGACCUCAAAUACACCGGUGCUAAAAAACAUGUCAUUCACAAUUAAGCCUCGGGAAAAAGUGGGUAUAGUGGGACGUACCGGUGCGGGUAAAUCGUCCCUUAUAUCAGCCCUGUUUCGUAUGACUGAACCUACAGGUGUGGUAGAGGUGGAUGGGGUCGACACGAAAAGUAUAGGUCUUAACGAAUUACGUCAACGUAUUUCGAUUAUACCGCAGGAACCGGUAGUUUUCACGGGACCGAUACGUCGUAAUCUCGACCCGUUUGCUGAGUUUACAGACAGUCAGAUUUGGGAUGCCUUGGAUGAGACACAGUUAAGACAUACCGUGAAUGAACUACCCGGCCUAUUAGAUGGUGAACUCAGAGAGGGAGGAGGCAAUUUGAGUGUAGGCCAGAGGCAAUUAGUGUGUUUGGCCAGGGCGAUUUUAAGGGAUAAUAAGAUACUGGUGCUCGAUGAGGCAACGGCUAAUGUGGACGUACACACCGAUGAACUCAUUCAACAGACCAUAAGACAUAAGUUCGCAAACUGUACGGUACUUACGAUCGCACACCGGCUCAACACGAUUAUCGAUUGCGACCGCGUUUUGGUACUGGACGCGGGUGAGAUAAAAGAGUUCGACGCGCCGUAUGUUUUACUGCAACGAAAGGCAUAUUUCUAUGACAUGUGCCGUAAGACCGGUCGCGAGAUGUGCAACCAUUUGAUACAAAUGGCUAAAGAGGCACAUCUCAGACGAUAUAACACUAUGGAUGUGGAGGGGAGGGCCAGUAGUUUUAUUUAA
This is a messenger RNA of Oppiella nova, 2328 nucleotides long. NCBI's taxonomy places the organism in Eukaryota, Metazoa, Arthropoda, Arachnida, Sarcoptiformes, Oppiidae. The record is from the annotation of a GenBank genome assembly.